AUGGCUGUCUCCGAAGACGCUACGUUCAAUCCUCGAACGGAGCUACUCCCCCACAUUGUCGACCACUAUGCCAAGGUGAAACCAGACGCGCUGUAUGCGGAAUAUCCCAAGUCUCCCUUGACCUAUGAACAUGGGUAUCGCCAGGUUACCUUCCAAGGCUUGGCCAAUGCGGUCAAUGGCUUGGCCGCGUGGUUGACUGAGAAAUUGGGCCCGGGGAAUGGCGAAAUCUUGUCAUACGUCGGUGCCAACGACGUGAGAUACCCGGCCCUUGUUUUAGGAGCCAUCAAAGCCGGAUAUGUCAUGUUCUAUACGUCUCCCCGAAACAGCGUCGUAGCCCAUGAGACCCUAUUCAAGCAAUUAGAUUGCACAAAGUUCCUAGCACCCACUCCGCGCCCUCCUCCCGUAACCGCCAUCCUUGAUGCCUUCAAGAUGGAUGUGCUCGAUGUGCCAAGUGUGGAUGAGCUAUUGGACACACCUUAUCCCCAUUUUGAAUUCUCACGAACUUAUCCAGAGGCGGCCGGGGAAAGGCUGGUGGUAGUGCACACAUCGGGCUCAACCGGCAUCCCCAAGCCAAUCUUUUGGACCCAUGCUGUUGCCAACAAGAACAUGGAGAUGGGCGCUUUAGGUGCACCGGAAGGAUUUGAGAUCCAGGACCAUUGGAUGAUGAACAAGAGGGUUUUCUCGGCACUUCCACCGUUCCAUGCAGCGGGCUUGGCCAUGUUACUGUUUCUUGUUAUGCCCGCCGGGGGCACGGUCAUUUGUCCGACAUCUGCUGGUCUUCCCUCCGCGGCAGGGAUGGUUGAGGCCAUGAAAAAGACCCCCGUCGAGGCGGCCUUGGUCGCUCCGUUCAUGGUCUUGGAGCUGGCUCAGAACCCGGAGCUCCUCGAAUACUGCAGUCAGCAUCUAGAACUACUAGCAUAUGCCGGGGGUGACUUACCUCAGGCUAUCGGCGAUGCGGUAGCAUCCAAGGUCAGACUUAUCAACCGAUAUGGAGCCUCGGAAAUGGGAUUACUGAACCUGGUUCACUCCGACACCUACCGAGACCGGCUCAAGGAUUGGAGAUACAUGCAUUUCCACCCAGCCCUGGGCGCUGAGUUUCGCCAUGUGACCGGAGAUGAGUAUGAGUUGGUUUUUGUGCGCUCACCGGAGCGGGAGCCCCAUCUUAUGAUGUUCGCUGUGUUCCCUGAGCUGCAAGAGUAUCACACACGGGACCUUUUCAUCCGGCAUCCGGAUGAGAACAAGGCCGACCUCUGGCGCUAUAGUGCCCGAGCAGAUGACGUGGUAGUCUUCCUAAACGGAGAGAAGACAAACCCCAUCUCGAUGGAACAACACAUCACUGCUUCCAAUUCGGAGGUGACCGCGGUUCUGGUUGCUGGUGCCCAGCGGUUCCAGGCCUCGCUCAUAAUUGAAUUGGGCGGUAAAGACCUCACCCCCAGCGAGCGAGCAGCGUUUAUUGAAAAGAUCUGGCCGAGUAUCGAGGAGGCCAACGAGGUCUGCCCGGCACAUGCUCGCAUCGCGAAAACUCAUAUAUUGUUCGCCACGUCUGAGAAACCGAUGCUGCGCGCCGGAAAGGGCACCAUCCAGCGGGCUGGAACUUUAGAGCUGUACGCGCAGGAGCUCGAGUCCUUGUACGCGGAUGCCGAUCGAUUGACCUCCGACGCUGAUGGCGAAUCGACCGGUCCGGGUCGGGUCAACGAUGGCCAAGUGCUGUCUGCUUUCAUUCGAGAGACCCUCAUCUCCAUUACUGGAUGGAAUAAGGAUAGCCUGAGUGACACGGAAAACUUCUUUCAUCUAGGUUUGGACUCAUUGCAAGCCAUUACAGCAGCUCGACGGCUCAAGCGCGGCCUCGACUUCCCUAAAUUUACCCCGAACCUGAUUUAUCUUCACCCGUCAAUCUCGGAGUUGACUCAGGCAGUCAUUGAACUCCAGCAACAUCAGGAAACUUCUGAGGAAACCCAGAAAGAAGCUCGCCUCCAUGUUAGGAGCAGUCUACUUGAGGAAUUCCAAGACAUGCUCAAGACUACCCAGGCCCAGGCCCAGACGGUGGUAUUGACGGGCUCGACUGGCACUCUAGGUACAUACAUCUUAGAUGCUCUGCUGAAAGAUCCUUCGGUUGCCCAUGUUCACUGCCUGAACCGAAAAGCCGACAGCCUUGCAAUCCAAAAGCAGAAGAACAGCUUCUACAACUUGGAUUCUCAUCUCGAUCCUUCCCGCGUCAGCUUCUGGACUGCGGAUCUAUCCCAACAAGAUCUAUGUCUGAAGCCCGAUGUCUUCGAAACCCUGCAGGAGACCACGACUCUCGUGAUCCACAAUGCUUGGGCUGUCAACUUCAACCUUUCCCUCUCGUCCUUCAAGCCCCACCUCGCAGGUGUCGUGAAUCUAGCCAACUUCAGCUCGUCCGGUACCCAAUCGCCCCGUCUAUUCUUCAUUUCCUCAAUCAGUUCCGUUAUGGGUCAUCGCUCUGCAUCUGCUGUAACGCCAGAGGAGGUGAUUCAAACGCAAGAGCCGGGCCCCAACAGCUACGCCGACAGCAAGUACCUCGCAGAGCAACUACUUGGCCAGGCUGCGCGAACUCGCGGUAUCCGAGCCUCGAUUGCCCGAGUCGGCCAGAUUGCUGGCGCGGUGCGAUCCCCGGGUCUCUGGAACAAGUCCGAAUGGUUCCCCAGUCUAGCCCUCAGCUCUCUUCACGUCGGAGCCAUCCCCGACACCCUCGGGCCCGCCCUGAACCGAAUCGACUGGGUUCCCAUCGACCUCCUCGCUGAAGUCCUCGUCGAUCUCGCUCUCCAGGAACCCUCCUCCACGGGAUCCGUCGUCGACGUCGCCCACCCACUCAACCUCUCGCCCACAACCUGGGAGACAAUUCGCCCUGCAGUCUCCGAUACCCUCUCCACAUUCGCGGGCGGGAAGCCCCUCGAGGUGAUCUCCCUCCCGGCCUGGAUCUCUCGCGUCCGCCAGGACAUCGAAACCGCCGGUGGAAGCCACACCUCGCUCGGCGACGGCGACCUCCAGACGCUCCUGGAAAAGAACCCGGCGGCCAAACUGCUGGAGUUCUUUGAGUCUUUGGCUUCCUCGUCAGAGCCUGAUAAUGUCCUGGACACUCAGACGACGGCGAAACGGAGCGAGAAGCUGCAGGCUGUGGAUGCGAUUAAGCCUGAGUGGAUUCACAAGUGGGUUCAGGAGUGGGUGCAGCAGCCUCUGCCAAACUGA
Molecule: messenger RNA, 3207 nt
Organism: Aspergillus melleus
Lineage: Eukaryota; Fungi; Ascomycota; Eurotiomycetes; Eurotiales; Aspergillaceae
Exons: 4
Coding region: 1-3207 (1068 amino acids)
Source: RefSeq, a predicted model, not a curated record